Messenger RNA from Abrus precatorius (Indian licorice), 1706 nucleotides. Its product is annotated as protein NRT1/ PTR FAMILY 4.6-like. Gene Ontology annotation, cellular component: membrane. The record is from RefSeq and is a predicted model, not a curated record. Gene Ontology annotation, biological process: transmembrane transport. Bases 54 to 1703 code for a protein of 549 amino acids. Gene Ontology annotation, molecular function: transmembrane transporter activity. The transcript has 4 exons. NCBI's taxonomy places the organism in Eukaryota, Viridiplantae, Streptophyta, Magnoliopsida, Fabales, Fabaceae.
AAGGAUAUGUUGAUUGGAGGAACAGACCAGCCAUAAAAGGACAUCAUGGUGGCAUGCUUGCCGCUUCCUUUGUUUUGGCUGUGGAGGUAUUGGAGAACCUAGCAUACCUUGCCAAUGCAAGCAACCUUGUUUUAUAUCUAUCCAAGUUUAUGCACUUUUCACCGUCCACUUCUUCCAACAUUGUCACCAACUUCAUGGGAACAGCCUUCCUCCUUGCUAUUCUGGGUGGAUUUCUGGCAGAUGCCUUUAUCACUACUUAUUCCAUCUUUCUCAUGAGUGCUGCAAUAGAGUUCAUAGGUCUAUUACUGCUCACAAUACAAGCUCACAUGCCAUCACUCAAACUGCCAAACUGUGUUCUGGGAAACACCAAAAGUCUAUGCCAGAAAGCUCAUGGUGGGGACACAAUUAUGCUAUUUGCAGGCCUCUAUCUGGUGGCACUGGGAGUAGGGGGUAUAAAAGGUUCUCUUCCUCCUCAUGGAGCUGAGCAAUUUGAUGAAACUACCCAAGAGGGUAGGAAGCAAAGGUCUUCAUUUUUCAAUUAUUUCAUCUUCAGCCUAUCAUGUGGAGCAUUAAUUGCAGUAACUUUUGUGGUAUGGAUUGAAGACAACAAGGGAUGGCAGUGGGGUUUAGGAGUCUCAACUGCAUCAAUACUGCUCUCUAUUCCAGUUUUUCUUCUUGGUUCACGCACAUACAGGACCAAGGUUCCAGCAGGAAGCCCCAUCACACCUAUGUUAAAGGUUUUGGUUGCAGCAAUUAGCAACAACUGCAAAGCUGGGAAUUCAAAAAAUGCUAUCAUAAGCAUGGCCACAAGUUCAUCCUAUAAAAUUGAGAGGGAAAGUAACACUAGAAAAGAGGUGCUAGGCCAAAACCAAACUCUAACAGAAAGCCUUAAAUUCCUUAACAAGGCAGUAAUGGAACCAGUUCACCCAAUGUUAGAAUGUACAGUAAAGGAAGUAGAAGAGGUCAAGAUUGUGUUAAGGAUUCUUCCCAUAUUUAUGUCCACCAUAAUGUUAAACUGUUGCCUAGCUCAGCUAUCUACUUUCUCAGUCCAACAAUCAGCCACUAUGGACACCAUGCUUGGUUCCUUCAAGGUCCCACCAGCUUCUCUACCAGUAUUUCCUGUCCUCUUCAUCAUGAUCCUUGCCCCAGUUUAUAACCAUAUCAUUGUUCCAUUUGCUAGAAAAGUAACCAAAACUGAGAUGGGUAUUACACAUUUACAAAGAAUAGGGACAGGGCUAUUUCUCUCCAUUGUGGCAAUGGCUGUGGCAGCUUUGGUAGAAACCAAGAGAAAGAAAACAGCUUCUAAGUUUGGUUUGUUGGACUCAGCCAAACCUCUUCCCAUAACAAUUCUUUGGGUGGCCCUACAAUACGUAUUCCUUGGUUCAGCUGAUCUUUUCACUUUGGCUGGCAUGAUGGAGUUCUUCUUCACUGAGGCACCAUGGAGCAUGAGGUCUUUGGCCACAGCACUUUCAUGGGCCUCACUUGCCAUGGGAUACUUCCUUAGCACAGUUCUUGUGUCCGUCAUCAAUAAGGUGACAGGAACUUUUGGACACACACCAUGGCUCUUGGGUACCAACUUGAAUCAUUAUCACCUUGAGAGGUUUUACUGGUUGAUGUGUGUGCUUAGUGGACUCAACUUCAUUCAUUUUCUCUUCUGGGCCAGUUCCUACAAAUAUAGAUGCUCAACAAGGAUUGGAUACUAGAAC